Molecule: messenger RNA, 516 nt
Organism: Cladophialophora carrionii CBS 160.54
Lineage: Eukaryota; Fungi; Ascomycota; Eurotiomycetes; Chaetothyriales; Herpotrichiellaceae
Exons: 1
Coding region: 1-516 (171 amino acids)
Source: RefSeq, a predicted model, not a curated record
AUGGCGAAGCUGACACCCUCGAACAAUCUCGCCUACACCGCGCCAAUCAACCCUCCCUCCGUAGAACCCAAACUCACGAUUGCGCAAAUCUGGCGCGGUCUGGAGCUCAAGAUCCGCGCAGGUCAGGACUUUGUCGGCGGCGCUUUGCUCUCCACGGACAUCAUCUCCGAGUCACAAGACGACCAAGGGCGUCCCGUCACUGUACGCGAAGUCGUCUUUCGAGACGGCAAUCGACGGGUGCGGGAGACGUGCAUAGGUUUCGAGCCCAUGAAGGUCGAGUUCCACCAGCCCGAUGGGUCCAAGGUGCAGAAUGUGAUUUCUCAGGGCGCGGGGGAGGAAGGUGUCGACCUGUACAUGACAUAUACGUUCGAGUGGCUGCAUCCGGAGUGUGAGGGCGAGGCGGGCAAAAAGCAGUUAGAGGAGAAGAGACAAAAGGAGACGAAGAUUGCGAAGAUGGCUGUGGAAGAAACGAUCAGGAUCAUGAGGGAGAUGGUCAAGGAUGGGAGGAUCAAGUGA